AUGGUCCCGGCGCUGGAGGCGGCGCUGGCGCGGCUGCUGUUCUACCCGACGCUGCUGUACACGCUGGCGCGGGACAGGGCGCCGGGGCCCGCCCGCCGGCCCGGCUUCCACCGCAUCGACCAAACCGCGCUGCUCGGGGCGCUGCCGCUCAGGGCGCAGACGAGCCAGUUGGUGGAAGAAGAGAACGUGCGAGGGGUCAUCACCAUGAACGAGGAGUAUGAGACCCGCUACCUGUGCAACUCCACCCAGGAAUGGGAAGCGGUGGGAGUGGAGCAGCUCCGGCUGAGCACGGUGGACCUGACGGGGAUCCCGACCCUGGAGAACCUGCAGAAGGGGGUCCAGUUCUUGUUAAAGCACCGGGCCCGCGGGAACAGCGUCUACGUCCACUGCAAGGCCGGGCGAUCCCGAAGCGCCACCAUGGUGGCGGCCUAUCUCAUCGAGCUGCACAAAUACAGUCCCGAAGAGGCGGUCGACGUCAUUUCCAAAAUCCGUCCCCACAUCAUCAUCCGACGCGGCCAGUUCCAGACCCUUGAGAGAUUCCACCAGAAGGUCACCGAGGCGGAGGCGGAAGAGAGCCGCCAGACAAACGCCUAAUGGUAGCACUCCGAGUUUUGGGAAUUCUCCUAACUGCAGGAUGAGGAAACGAGCGUCAGGGGGCCUUGUAGCCGGAAGAAACGGACCCCGCUAGGGAGCCGCGUGACGCGUCCAAAAUGAUGGAAAAUGCCGAGCCGCAGAUUGUCUUCUCUUGCCUCUCUGCAGCCUCUGAGGAGAGGACCUCUUGCUCGUGGCGACUUGAGCGCGUUCUGGGGUUGGGGGGCGAAGGGGGGUGUUUUCCCAGACCUCAUCUUACCCCAGGCCGUGGUUCGUAAAAGCCCAUCAACAGUGGCUCGGUAGGGGAGAAAGACAUCAGUUCCGCUUUUCCCUCGACUUCCCGAGGCCCCACUUCAUUAGUGAACGAAGGACACUGCACCGCUCUUCUCUGGAGCCGUUCCUCCGCUCACGUUCGCUCGACCGAAGGGGAAGGGGCGUGUGGCGGCGGAACAAUCAAUCAAUCAAUCAAUUGUAUUUAUUGAGCGCCUACUAUGUGCAGAGCACUGUACUAAGCGCUUGGGAAGUACAAAUUGGCAAAUUGAACAACUCUUGGCUCCCCCCGAGUUCAAGCCGUUUACGGGGGAAAAUGUAAGGCUUCCCGUCUCGCGCCCCACAUCGUUAAAACGUGAGCCACUUCUUGAUGACACCCAGAGUUGUCUUCCAUGGGGCAGGUGACCCAACGGAUGACAAUCAAUUAAUCAGUGGUUUUUACUGAGCAGAGCGCUUGGGAGGGUAUGAUACGGCAGAGUCGGUUCACACUCCCUGGUCACGACGAGCUGACAGUCCCUAGCGAUCACAUCAUCAUAAUAAUAAUAAAGAUGGUAUUUAUCAA
Messenger RNA from Tachyglossus aculeatus (Australian echidna), 1423 nucleotides. RefSeq names its product protein tyrosine phosphatase mitochondrial 1 (gene PTPMT1). The transcript is spliced from 4 exons. Gene Ontology annotation, molecular function: protein tyrosine/serine/threonine phosphatase activity; phosphatidylglycerophosphatase activity; phosphatidylinositol-4,5-bisphosphate 5-phosphatase activity. Lineage: Eukaryota; Metazoa; Chordata; Mammalia; Monotremata; Tachyglossidae. Gene Ontology annotation, biological process: protein dephosphorylation. The record is from RefSeq and is a predicted model, not a curated record. Bases 1 to 594 code for a protein of 197 amino acids.